UAUUACGAUGUUGGUGGCGCUGAGCCAACGCUUGGUGAAAUUAACGUCUGACAGAGAAUAAUAAUUACCUAAAAUAAACGAAGGACAAUUUUAUAAUGUAUUAAUCCUAAAAAUGUUAUGUUAUAUAAUGAUGGACUGGGUAACAUCACUGAAAACGUAUAAUUCUUCAAAAGCUCAAAAAACUGAUAGUGAAAAAAAGUUGGAGGAAGAAAAAUGCGAAAAAACUUUUGAAGAUUUGUACUUGAAGUUCAAAGGUCAACCAAAGGAGGAGAAAGACGCAAGCUACGCUGCAAUUCCAAGAUUCUAUUAUAAGUUGCCGAGUGAAGAUGAGACCCUUUUACAGAAAUUGAGAGAGGAAUCUAGGGCUGUCUUCCUUCAAAGGCGCAGCAGAGAGUUGCUGGACAAUGAAGAGUUACAGAAUCUUUGGUUUCUUUUGGAUAAACAUCACACACCUCCAAUGGUUGGAGAAGACCAGAUGGUAAAUUAUGAAGAUUUCUUAAAAGUUUCUCUGGAAGCUGGACCAAAGUGCAAACCAUUCUUCACUGCCAUGGUCUUCGCUAAGUUGCUUCAGAACGACCCGUACGGCAGAAUAUCCAUCAUGCAGUUCUUCAACUAUGUCAUGCGUAAGGUAUGGUUACACCAGACACGCAUCGGACUCAGCCUCUAUGAUGUCUCCGGACAAGGGUACCUCAAGGAAUCUGAUCUUGAAAAUUAUAUACUAGAGUUGAUACCUACACUACCUCAGCUAGACUGCUUAGAGAAAUCAUUUUACUCAUUCUAUGUGUGUACAGCAGUCAGGAAGUUCUUUUUCUUCUUGGAUCCUCUUCAUACAGGCAAAAUAAAAAUCCAAGACAUAUUAGCUUGUAGUUUCUUAGAUGAUUUGUUGGAACUAAGAGAUGAAGAUUUACCAAAGGAAGCCCAAGAAACUAACUGGUUCUCAGCUCCCUCAGCCUUGAGAGUUUAUGGUCAGUACUUAAAUCUUGAUAAGGACCACAAUGGCAUGCUAAGUAAAGACGAACUAGCCAGGUAUGGCACAGGAACACUCACACCUGUAUUUCUCGAGCGGGUCUUUCAAGAAUGCCUAACAUACGAUGGUGAAAUGGACUACAAAACAUACUUGGAUUUUGUGCUCGCAAUGGAGAAUCGUAAAGACCCGCAAUCCAUCCAGUAUUUCUUUCGUCUUCUUGACGUGCAGGGCAGAGGUUACUUGAACAUUUUUGCGCUCAACUAUUUCUUUAGGGCAAUCCAGGACCAGAUGAGACAACACGGCCAAGAACCUGUUUCAUUUGAAGAUGUGAAGGAUGAAAUAUUUGACAUGGUGAAACCUGCUGACCCCCUCAGGAUAACUCUACAGGAUCUAAUACAAAGCUCUCAGGGUGAAACAGUUAGCAGUAUACUGAUUGAUUUGAAUGGCUUCUGGACUUAUGAAAAUCGUGAAGUACUGAUGGCAGAGAAUAACCAACACCAAGAUCAUUUUGAGGAAGAAAUAUGAAGGCAACACUCUAGGCAACAUCUGGGAUGGAUUGCUAUAAGCAAUCUAUUGGUUAUCUUAAAGUUUAGCUGGCUAUAAUUGUGGUUUGCAGUACAUACCGGGCUGUAAUUAUAGACCAAUAUUAUCUUUUCUGCAAAUCAAAAAUCGGCUAUAGAAACUAUGUUGUCAUUAGUUUCACAAUGACGUUUGCAUGUUGGACACAUUUAGGGCAUGAGUGGAGCCUCUUAUUGUUUUUUUUUGUCAGAAUCGGAAGGAAGGUCACAAACUCUCAGCACCACUCUAACACAUCAAUCAACGUUACUUGUACAAAGUUACGGUUGUUUUAUCUUGAUCCAGUUAGAGGGAACAUUGAAUACUGUAUUACCAAAAAAGUGAUGUUUGAAAUUAGUUUACAAAUAUUGAAUGUUUAUGAGUCCAAUGGAACAGUCAAUCUUUCAUUAUUUGUUGUAUAUCACACCUAAAAUAGAUUCUUGUCAUUUGAUAUUUUAUUCAAAAAUCUACCUUUUUUCUAAAAUGGAACAUUCCCACAUAUUUUUAUAACAAAGAUUGUAUUAAGAGGUUAAAGUCAUAUCUUUUCUUUAGCAAUGGGCAAAAACAAAUGGAAAUAAAUUUCCAUGGGGUAAAUAACCAAUGACAUGAUACAAAAUCCACUAAUCAAAUGACAGGGACCUAUUUAGGUGUGUUAGAAAAUGAGUUAUAUAUUUAUUUUCAAUCGUGGAUGGAGGCUUCAUAUUGUUGAAACAAUAUGAAUGUGUGUGUAUUUGUAUAUAGUGUACUAUCUAAAUUUAAUGUAUUUAAUCUGGAAAAAUAAAACAUUCAAAUUUUCAUACAGUA
Molecule: messenger RNA, 2326 nt
Organism: Anneissia japonica
Lineage: Eukaryota; Metazoa; Echinodermata; Crinoidea; Comatulida; Comatulidae
Product: serine/threonine-protein phosphatase 2A regulatory subunit B'' subunit gamma-like
Exons: 12
Coding region: 113-1492 (459 amino acids)
Biological process (GO): T cell homeostasis; regulation of dephosphorylation; cortical cytoskeleton organization
Cellular component (GO): spindle; centrosome
Source: RefSeq, a predicted model, not a curated record